GAUUCCUGAGAUAUUAAUAUAUUUCGAACACAGUAUAGCACUUCCAAAUUUGAAGUUUUAUAUUUUACUUCUAUUAAAACUUUAAACAGAGAUACAUAACAACAGAAGCCAAGUCUUCUACAAACUUCACAAAAGCAUCGACUAAAAUUAUACGUACCAAAUAAAAUGCAUGUACCUGCUUCCCGACAUAUCUCCUAAAAUACCUGGUACAAAAGAUAAUUUGACACCACGACACAAUCUAAUUCACAAAAUAAUACGUAAUCCAAUACAGAAUAGCAAAAAGUGAGCAACCCAACAUUGCAUCGCGAAAAGCUGCAGAGCCUUUGUUACGUGCGCGACAGAGACCACUAUAGCUGUCCUAACCGCUCCGCAGCUCCGUCUUUAAAUUACACGUUCUCAUAGCCUUGUACCGGUUUGGGCGCUUCGAGGAACGACUGAUAGGGCGUUACGCGCUAUUGCAUUCUAAACCCUUUGCCUAAGCAAACAUGGUUGAUUUUGACGUGUAAUAUAAAGGUGGUAAGGACAUUUUCAUGUUCAGUGGAAAUACAGUAAUGGGGGGUGCACGACAUGGACACCGAAGUCGGGGUUUAGAAUUUCAGUACAGCUUCGGAUAGCUGCGAAGCGCUGCUUUGUUAGCUCUGCAAUUGUUUGCUGAGCCUAUUUUUUUUAAAAUCCUACGCGUUCCUUCGCCCCUUUUAUCAUACAAAAAUAAACCGGAUUCUUCGACAAAACGAUUAAACUCGCUCGUACAAAAUACAACAGUAUUAAAUUACAAAAUAGAAUUUUUAACAAGUGGAAGGUGAAACUUUGUGUUUUCAGUGUUUUCUAGUGUCGCUCAAAUUUUAUGUGAAUUGAUAGAAGAUAGAUUUAAUGUAAUUUAGAUCUAAGCUAUGGAUUGUGACACAAAUUUGUACAACAUACCAAUAAGACUCGAUCCGGGCUCAUGGUGCCAAUUAAAAGUAAAAUAAGCGCAAAAUGGCCGCUCAAAAUGCAAAUUCCCGCUCAAAAAACUGUCAAAGUGACGUUAGCCGAGUGAAGUGAGUGUCCGAAAUGUACGUUCGCUGCACAGCAUGGUGACGCUGAUGCCGUGUAGCUACCUCGGCGGCGGGUCCCCGCGCUGCAGCUUGGAGCAUACGGAGCCUAAGGCAAAGCGGCCUAGGUCCGACAACAACACCGAUGUAUCUGAUAGAAUAUCGGGCGAAGUCAACCAAAGCCCUUGCGGGUCAGAGUCAACGUCAAACUCGCCACCAACUUUGCUCCAAGACGCGUCAUUGCCGGCGCUUUUAGUGUCCGGGGCGUCCACCAUUUUCCAGACCACGACGACGGCCGCCAACUCUGCGCUGAACGCAGCUGUAGAUAGCCUAUGCUUGCCUGGUAGCUCGGAGGUGGAUUGUAGUUUGACGAACGGAUGUGCGACGUCGCUCGGGUUAGCGUUGCCGCUAACGUCAACCGGUGGCCUCUGUACGUCUACCUCUUCGCCAUCGGCGGUGGCCUGGUUGAUGAAUGAGGAUAGCACGGGCGGUGGCGUCAAGAGCGAGGUGCGCAGCCCCGGGCUGUGCGAGGCGGACGUGGCGCUGUACGGAGAGGCUCUUCCGUACGACCAGUCCACGCUGCCCUACCAGUAUUACAACAGCAUGCAGCAGUAUGGCGGCGGCGGCGCGGCGUCUUCGUACGUGGGCUCCACUCUUUACAAUCAGCCCUACACCGCGUACCCUCCCGCGCACAACUCUAAUAACAGGUCGUCGUGCAAAGCGACGCCGACGUAUCUGAGCUACGGCGUUGGCGGCGUGAGCUCCGUGCCGGGCUCGGGAUUCGGCGCGCAGCCCUCACCGUACUACCCCUCCUACAACGGAAGCCUGACACAGACCUUCCCCCAGCAAGUAAGUGACUAUAGCAGCUACGCGAGCAGCUACGCCGAGCACAACGUCGCCCAGUACAGCGGGUACUACGCAACGCCCAGCUACUCUCCCUACCAUGCAGUUAGCUCGCCCAGCAGCAGCGGUAGCGCGGGUCACACGUCGUACCAUCUCGGUGGUGCGUUAUCAGAGUCACCAUCGGCGAUGCUCCCUUCAUUAAAUGACAACAAUCCUCUAUCACCAAUCAAAAAUGAAAUACAUGCAGCUAGCCGGAGGUGCAGAGAGAACUCAGGUGAAAGCACAAGCAGAACCCGCGGCCGGAGCCGGCGGAAUACAUCCUCGUCACCAGCGCAACAUGUGCCCGAGCCCGCCACGGACCGGGUCUUCAUCUGGGACUUGGACGAGACCAUCAUCAUAUUCCACUCGCUGCUCACGGGGACUUACGCUACUAAGUAUAAUAAGGAUACACAACAAAUAGUACAGCUGGGAUUCAGAAUGGAAGAGAUGAUAUUUAGCUUGGCUGAUACACAUUUCUUCUUCAAUGAUGUCGAGGACUGCGACCAGGAGCACAUAGACGCGGUGGCGGCGGACGACAACGGCCAAGACCUGUCGGCGUACAACUUCUCGUCGGACGGCUUCCACGCGGGCGGCGGCGCGGGCGCGGCGCCGGCUCUCUGCGCGCCUGGUGUGCGCGGCGGCGUCGACUGGAUGAGGAAGCUCGCCUUCCGCUACCGGAAGAUCAAGGAUACUUAUAAUAAUUAUAGAAAUAGCGUUGGAGGCUUGUUAGGACCAGCGAAACGAGAACAGUGGCUGCAACUACGAGCCGAACUUGAACAGGCGACGGAUAACUGGCUCACGUUGGCCUGUAAAUGCCUCAAUAUGAUUAACUCAAGGGAGAACUGCGUAAACGUGCUGGUGACGACGACACAGCUGGUUCCGGCGCUGGCCAAGGUGCUGCUGUUCGGGCUCGGCGGCGUGUUCCCCAUCGAGAACAUCUACUCCGCCACCAAGACCGGAAAAGAAACCUGUUUCGAGAAAAUCAAGCAACGUUUCGGCGAGCGCUGCACGUACGUGGUGGUGGGCGACGGGCAGGACGAGGAGGCGGCCGCCAAGGCCAAGAACUACCCCUUCUGGCGCGUCUCCUCGCACUCCGACAUCGCGGCGCUCUACAACGCGCUCGACAUGGGCUUCUUAUGAUUUAUGCGCGCCUGGUACUACAUACGCUUACAUACGAGGAAAAUGUGUCACCGAUUUGGCAGGAACUAUAUAGAUAAGAACCCUUAGAACUCGUCAUUUUGACGUUACAGCACUUUAUCGAUGUGUUUAGAACUGGUUUUCGUAUGAGUUAUGUGAGCCUGUUACUAGAGAUACGUUUAACGUAUAAAUUAAAUGUGUCAAGAACGGCGAAUAACCCGUCUAACCUUCGAGCGACACCGGCUUCCGACACGUCGGAAGGGAGGAGCCCAAGCGAUAUCUUACCGUACAAAUCGUUCUGCCAUUUUUUGUCGGGGGAAACGUGCACACAGUCUCAUUUCUCACUCACUACAUACAAGAUCCAAUCUGUAAUGACACACAUCAAAGACAAAUCUUGCACACCUCGAUCUCUUUUUGUGUAUGGACGCACCGCGCUGUGCCCAGUUGGGUAUGUGCUCCGGCAGAGGGGAAAUAGUGCGAAUGCAGUUUACAGUUCUUUAGCAUUACGUCUAGAACUCUAUGUGAGCCUGGUAUUCAAGAUACGUAUACUGUGUAGAAAAUAAGGGGAAACAACAACAAGCAUGACGUAACAUAAAAUGAUCAAGGCAAAGAAUUUCGGAUGUCCCGAACUUCGUCUAGCCGCUUAAUGCCUUCGCGAAGCUUGCUUAUAAUUUCUGUGUGCCUGGUACACAAGUUACUAAAUUAUAAGGAAACAUUUGAGUGUCAUCACGGAGGUUCAUUCUAUCGAUACGCUCUUGUUGUUUCUGUGCGCCUAGUACACUAGCUACGUAACAUUGCAGAAACUAUGUGGAAGAAUUUGCGAUAUUACGUUAAAACAUCUCUAAUUUGCACUCAAGGUCUUCUCCAUAACGCUGGAUUGGGUUCUGUUCUAAUAUAUUAAAUAUUAUUACGAACAAGUACGUUGUAAAGACAGCUAAAGGAUCUACUAUAAUUUUGUAAAAUACAAUCACUAUCAUAUCAUAUGUCAUAUAAGCAGUGACCGCGACUUCAGUCAUAAGUACAUUAUUAAUUAUUAUUAUUUAUAGUUUCGGAGUUUUGCGGUCACUGUGCUAGAUAUUAUUUAGUUUUAAAAGCUCAAAGUCAGCUCAAAAACUUAUAAAAAUAAAUUUAAACAUUUUUUGUAUAUAUUUAUUAAAACUGUAGAUUUCUCGAGCGAGAACUACGAGUCCAUUCCUAUUUAGUAAUUUUAUAUUUUAUUAAUUGUACAGAGCUUUAUUUUAUUGAAAAGUGUAGAAAAUGUUUCAGAAUUUAGACGUGUACUCUGUUGCUGAGGUGUUGUCUUGUUGUUACCAGAGACCGGGAAAUAAUAACGAGUUCUAACCUUCAUACGAAAACAUGUGAAAUGUGUUUAUGAGGGUACAGCGACUUGACAUUUUGUAAAGCGGUGCGGGGCUAAAUUUCGUCCCCCAAACUGUCUGCUCAGUGAAUACUUGUAUUACUUUGUUUAUGACGCAAAAUGUGUUGGACUGACUGUUCUCAACGUUUAUUACUAUGUGUAAACUUCAAUAUUAACGUUGUGCAUUUUUGAUAUUUUUGAAUGGUUAGGGAAUAAUUUUGCACGAGUUGCUUUAAUUAUCAGUAUAAAAGUACUAUCAUUUUUGCAUACAUUUUCGCCGCGCGGUAGAAAGAGAGGGGGAUACUUUCUCUCCUACGCUGUGCCGGCGGUCUACUGGCUUCAAUGACAUUGUAACAGUUUUUCGAUCAGGUCACUUGUCCGUCUUACGAAUUUUUAAUCUGACGAAUCUGUCGCCUACGCGAGUUUAACAUUUUUUCCCCAUCACAAAAAGUGCACAGCUUCGCUAAAGAAGUUUUCAUCACACUUGCUCGAACAAUUUUAUUUCAAGCAGGUGUGCUGAAGGACAAAGGCCUAUUCUGUUCCCGCGGGAGUUAUGGAUUGAGAAAAAAAAGCAAUAACUCCCUAGGGAGUCCAUUUAUUUUAAAAUUAUGUCACUUAUUCAUACAAACCAAGUAGCAUAAAUGAAUUUUACUUUUAAAAUACUGACAUUUAUAAUUUAAUAUUUCUGAUUAUGUUUAAAAAUAUUUAAUUUGAUUAAUUUAACAGCCGUUUUAAACAUUUUUACAUAAUUUUCAAUCGUGGCUGAAUGCCGAAUAGGUCUGUGCCUUUGAUGCCUCACCUGCCAAGAAAUUACAAAAUGGCGUCAACGUAUUUAAGAAUUAUUUCGCUUAAAAUUUAAUUUUUUCUACGCAAGUAUGAUGAAAAACAUUGUUUGUGACUCCGGGGGUAAAAAUAUUGCAAACUCGGGUCUUUAAUUCCCUCCAGUCGGCUGUCGGCCACAUUCAAAAUUUCACUUACCCCAAUCGUUGCACAAUGUACUAUUUCACUUCAAAAACUGCAUUGUAAUCAGAACUGACUGUUUAUUAUUUUCUGGUGUCUGAUGUCACUGUAAAUCUCUGUUGCAAAAAUGCAAUCAACAUCUGCCAAGUUAUGCGCUCCUGGUACAUGCGAAUAGUGCAUCUUUCACUUUGAUUUGUAAGAUUUGCGUGGAUUAUUUUACAAACAAUGAAGUUCAAUUAUUUUAUGCGAUAUUUGCAUUGGGUGGUAAAAUUAUAAAUACGAAUUUUGAACUGCCAUCCACGUCAGUUACAAAGUAGCUAAAAACAAUAGGGAGGUACUAGCAAAGAGUUUUUAAUUGUAAAGGUGCAAUUUCUACGAAAAAAAAUUGUGCUCCCGAGUUGACUACCCGAGUAACUGAACAACGUAGCCGAAGCACGAGGUUUUUCUUAGAAUUUGUACCUCUUUUCAUAACUUAAUAACUUGUAAAUACUAGCAUAACAAUAAGAUAUUAUUCACUUCAGCUACUUUCAAAUGACGUGGUUGUUUAAAGUACGAUUCCCACCGAACGGGCGGAGUCGGAACGCAUUUCACAUUUGUAUGGCCGCAAGCCGGUCGGCUGCUUGCGGACGCAGACGGCUCCCGACGGACUCCGUCGCUUCUGCCAUACAUAAUGUAUAGGCACAUUGAAAAUGCGCUCCAGCGCGGCCCGACUCCAGCCGGUCGAUGGGAAUCGUACAGAACCAAACAGCGAAUACAUAUUUCUACUGAUUUUAGACAGAACUAUCUGUUGUAUUGUACUUUUUGAGAAACAUUUAUCUACCUACUUCUACAAUCCAAUACAAAAUGCCGUUUACUAUUUUUCUAGCAAUAUUUUGAACUGCCUAAUAUGUUUCGUUAUUUCAGUAAGCAGUAGUAGAUACAGAACUUAGCAAUAUUUUAAACUAGGAAAAUUGGUCAUUUGUAAAUAGCAUAGUUUAAUUUUAGAAUUAAACAGACCCAGGCUUAUACUAGAAAUAUUAAAUUUAAUUCGAAAGUUAUUAUUAUUCGAGUUGUAAAUAAAAAUAUAUUAUUUCACAAAAUGAA
Molecule: messenger RNA, 6450 nt
Organism: Cydia pomonella (codling moth)
Lineage: Eukaryota; Metazoa; Arthropoda; Insecta; Lepidoptera; Tortricidae
Gene: eya
Product: eyes absent homolog 2
Exons: 15
Coding region: 1071-3053 (660 amino acids)
Biological process (GO): negative regulation of extrinsic apoptotic signaling pathway in absence of ligand; cell differentiation; positive regulation of DNA repair
Cellular component (GO): nucleus
Molecular function (GO): protein tyrosine phosphatase activity
Source: RefSeq, a predicted model, not a curated record